GAAGGUUAGUGAAAAUGAAAACGAAAACAGCCGAAGUCUGCAAGCUGUAGUGCUUUAAAUGGUGCUUAAUAAUUUAUUUAAUACAAAUUUGCAAUAAAAAUAAUUGUUUUCCACGCAAGUUUUUUUACUCUAAUAGUGCUCUUUCACAUCAUAGUAAUCAAUACAACUCUUUUAAACUAAAAUAUUCAUUUCGAGAAACUGUUGUUGACGGUACUAUUGUAUUAUGGUUGUGAAAAAUGCCUUCAUGUCAGAGUUUAUUGAUUUGAGCAUCAAGCAGAAGAUUGCUGGUGUGCCUUUUUAAGUGGAAUGGUAUUAACGUGCCUUCUGUGACAUCUGUAAUAAACCAAGAAAAAAUGGUGAUUCAGCAAUUUGAUGACGAGUCUGCACUUGUGCAAGCAGUGCUGAUUGGAGACUCUGAUGAGGUGGUUUCUUUGCUGCAACAAAAGGAAGAUCCAAAUCAACAAGAUAUAGAUAAGCGAAGUCCCUUACAUGCAGCUGCAUUUAAAGGCGACAGUCGCAUUGCUGAAGCUCUUAUAAUGAAUGGAGCUCGAGUCAAUGUCAAAGACAACAAGUGGUUGACUCCACUUCACCGAGCGUGCUGUGUCAACAGUGAUGACACAGUAGAGCUGCUGUUGAAGAACAAAGCAGAUCUGAAUGCCAGGGACAAGCACUGGCAGACACCAUUGCACAUCGCUGCUGCCAACAACGCUGUGGAGUGUGUGGAGGUUAUGUUACCACACCUGCUCAACAUUAGCAUCACUGAUAGAGGUGGUCGUACUUCUCUUCACCAUGCGGCUUACAAUGGCCACCAUGAGAUGGCAGAACUGCUCAUAUCUCAUGGCUGCAUUGUCAAUGCCUGUGACAAGAAAGAUAGAAGACCUUUACAUUACGCAGCUUACCAGGGUCAUGAGGAUCUUGUGCGUUUGUUGCUCAACCAUGGGGCUGAUGCUAACGUUAAAGAUAAAGGAAAGUGCACACCGCUACAUGCAGCUGCUGCCAGUGGAAACGUGUUGGUGGCCAAUACUCUGAUAGAAGUUGGGGCUGAUCCUGAUGCCAGAAACCUAUUUGGUAACACCCCCCUUCACAUAGCCUGUCUCAAUGGCCACGUCAACUUGUGUCAGGAGCUCAUCUACUGUAGAGCCAUCAUCAACUCUGUCAACCUCAAAGGACAGACCCCUCUGCAUCUGGCAGCAGCAUCAACUCAUGGCAAGGACUGUCUGGAAGCUCUGCUAAAGGAAGGGGCAGACUUCAAUGCUCAGAGUGAAGAUGGCCGGACACCUCUCCACAUGACAGCUAUACAUGGGCGGUUCACUCGCUCCAAGACACUUAUUGACUAUGGAGCGACUGUGGACAGUGUGGACAGGAAUGGCUGUACAGCUUUACACAUUGCAGCUCUGUAUGGUCAUGAGCUUCUCAGUGGAACUCUACUUAACUAUGGAGCAGAUCCGUCAAAGCCUGGCUUCAAGGGCCGAACCCCAUUACAUAUGUGCUGUCUCGGAGGGUUUGUGGAGUGUUGUCGAAAGUUUCUCCAGACUGGGGUGGAUCUGGAUUGUCAGGAGGCAACAGGGAAAACACCUCUCCAUCUUGCUGCCUUCAAGGGGAGUGUAGAGUGUCUGGAUCUAUUGGUCAGCAAGGGAGCCAACUUCCAGGUAGUGGAUCAUUUCCAGCGGACACCCCUGCACAUAGCAGCCGCCCAGGGCCACUACUCUUGUCUGUACACUCUGGCAUGCUUUGGGUCAUCAGUUAAUGAGCAAGACAUAGAAGGCUGCACUCCUCUCCACUUGGCUGCCGCUUACGAUCUUGAGGGAAAGUGUGUCAAAUAUCUGGUGGAGCACAAGGCCCAGCCCAUGUUGAGAGACAGACGAGGGUUUACAGCGUUCCAUUACGCUGUGGCUGGAGGCAACAUUGCAGGGCUGGAAGUGCUCCUUGCCAACUCCGCUUUGCUGAGCCUCUACAGCAAUGAUCUGCCCAAACUGACACCACUACACCUUGCGGCUUACUAUGGCCAUACUGAUAUACUGAGGCUACUUCUUCCAUUAUUUUCUGAUACAAAUUUGAGAGAUCCUUCCGGAAGAACACCACUCCAUCUAGCUGCACUGAAAGGUCACACUCAUUGUGUCCAGCUAUUGCUACGAUGUGGCGCAUCAGUGUGUGUCCAUGACAGUGUGUUGCAACAGACCCCUGUCCAUCUUGCAGCACAGGCUGGCAACCUUGACAGUCUCAGACUACUGCUGGACAACGCAGAGACUGUUGCGGUCAUUGAUACUCCUGAUACACACAAGAGGACUCCCCUGAUGUUGGCAGUGGGCUCAGGCCACACAGACUGUGUCAUCCUCCUAAUCAAGUCCAAGGCUGAUGUCAACAUUGUGGACAAGGACAGGCACCCUUCACUCUUCAGAGCUGUUGUGUUUGGUCAUCAAGAGAUCUGUGAGCUGCUACUGACACAGGGGGCGGACGUAAUGUUCCAGGACCUGGGAGGCAAGACCUGCCUGCACCUGGCAGCUGCCUGUGGACAUACAGACUGUUACAAGACUGUCCUGGACCACUGCAAGAGCAGCCAACGUGAUCUGUUGUCCACCACACAAGACUAUCAGGGCUGCACUCCCCUCCACUGGGCCUGUCACAAUGGAAAUGCUCAUUGUGUUGAAUUUAUAUUGGAGCAGAAAUUGUCCAAAAUGAUGGAGGGGAAUCCAUUUUCACCUGUCCAUUGUGCAGUGUACCAAGGCAGUGAGCAGUGCCUCCAUUUGAUGUUGACAUACUAUGGUCCCAGUGUGGUAUGGCUGCGAGACGUACGUCAGUACACGCCACUACAUGUUGCCGCCCUCACCAACAGUGUGGAGUGCUGCCAUAUCCUGCUAGGCCACCAUGCACCUGUUGAUGAGACUGACUACCGCGGUCGCACCCCCCUCAUAUGUGCUGCUGCACGCGGUCACACUCUCAUACUAGAAUUGCUGUUGGAGUACCAUGCCGAUGUGAGAGCCAAGGACUGCCAGUUGAACACGGCACUGCACCACGCGUGUCGGAACAGACACUCAGAUUGUGCCCUCAUGUUGCUGGAGAGGGUGCAACACAGCAGUAUUGUAAACAUGGCUAACAAGCAGUGCAAGACGGCACUGCAUCUGUCUGCUCGUCACGGAUUGGUGUCUGUUACUCGUCGGCUGCUAGAAAAGGGAGCCUCAGUUCAAGUGGUGGACUGUAAUGGACUGACUCCCGCUCUGGCUUGUGCUCCCAGCCCCGCCAUCGCACAGUGUUUGUCUCUAAUAUUGACGGCUUCCACUCAGUCACCAAUACAAAACAAUUUCAAGAAGUACACAAUGUCUCUGCCUCUACUGAAUCCACAGCCUCCGGACUGUGGUCUAUUACGCACCAGCAACCACAGCAGCGACUCAGACUUCUACUAGCCUGCCACCGCCACUAGUGCCACCACCACACUCCCACCAUAGCCUUCCGUCUCGCCUCGUCUUGUCUCAGCUGCCCUGCCCUCUCCUUCCAAACAUUCCAAGUGCCUUUUACCAUCCAACAUUCACUUGAAAUUAUCUUUUCACUAGGUUCUUGUUGCAGAUGAUGUAUUUAGUAAAUAAAUUCUAACAGUAAUUAAAGCGGAUUUAUUAGAAGUUACUAGAUGAUGUUAUGCAAUUCACAAGUGCAAUAAGUAAAACCAAAAGUUGUAUUAGUUUUGAGUUUUUUUUUUUUAAUGAUUAUUUAAGUUAGUCUAUGCGAUAGUAUUCAUAUCUGCCUAUGUUAUUCACUGUUAUGAUUGAGUUCGCACAGAGGAAGUUUAAUGUUGAGUCGCAGAAGAACCUGAUAAACCGUGUGUACACCAUAGAUAUUGGUUACAUAAGAUCUAUAUAUGUAAUUUAUAGUAACUAAUACACGAUUUGUUGAGGAUUAGUAGGAGAUUAAUAUGUUGUGUUGUAGCUGAUUAUGUUGUGCUGGCCUGCAGAAGGUUGCAGUAGCUAGUGGACACGUUGGUUUGCUUAGUACUGUUAGGGGUUUUGAGGAAAGGGCAGCUUUUCCAACAUAUCCACAUUAAUUAGCAUUCCCCUGGUGCCUGAGAUUCUUUGCUCAACGCAGGCUCGACCGUGUGUGUACUUUAGCUGUCUAGGGGAGAGCCACUGUUGUAGGAGCGGUAAUGCAAACAGAACACAAAUUGAAGCACAAAGUCAGAUUGAGAAUUUUAUAUGAAAUUCUAUGUUUUUGACAUUGUUUGCAAUCGCUCCACAAAUGCUCAAGUGGUGUUAUUCGUUAAUUGUAUUCCAAAUAAGUGGUAGCUAUUAUAAAGUGAGUUUUCUAUUCACUUUAUUUUUUGUUAAAAAAUUUAUUUUAAUAAUAAUAGCAAAAAGCGGAAGCUUACCUGAUCUGGCAUUUUUAGAUAAUGUUGAGAAUGAAAUUGUGUUGAAUAUAUUAAUUUUUAUUGUACUGUUUGGAAACUUAUGAAGGUGAGUGGAUAAGGUUUUAGUAUUUACUAUCCGCUACUAUAUUUUAUAUCACAUGAAAAUAUUUAUUUAUAUUCAUUCUUCUAAAUAACAUCAGAGUUGUGGUUCUUAAAUCGAUUUAAAAAAUAAUAAUAAUAAAUAGAGAUGUGUCUAAUUUUCCAAGAGAUAUUAUUUUUAAUUCUUUAUAUUUUUACUUCAGGUAAGCUCAUGUUAAUUGCUUUCAAUAUCUACUGAUUCAUAUGAAACACUUGUUAGACAUUUUCACUCUGAGAUUAAAGAUGGAAGUUUAGUGGCUCUUCCCUUUAACUAUGGGAAUCAAUGUGAUAAGUGCUUUAUGUAACAAAAUGAUAUCAUAGCGCCGUGCUGCACAGCGCAGUAGUUAGGUGAUACUUGUGUGUUCUAUGUUCCACAUUGUGAUACACUAUGAUUGUGAUGUGCCGAAUUAGUUUAUACUUCACACAUUAAUAAUAUUAGAUUUUUUAUUGACAUUAAGUAGUCUUAUGAUUAUAGCUCCCUAAAUUACAGUAAUCUUACCAAAUUCCCUCCAGAAAGUAUUUAUACAUAUUUAUCACAUUGCUUACUGAUUUAAAUAAAAACUUGGCACUAUUCUCUUAACGAUAACUACUAAUACAGAGUAAUUUUAGUUAUUUGACUAAUAUAUUUAUUUAUCAUAAUCUUAUAUUUUAAUUUCAGAUAAUAGAUUUGGUAGACUGAUUUCUGUAUGAGUGAGAUUGAGUUUUGGCAACGUCGGCCAAUUUACUUUACCAUACAAAACUUCACUCAUUACUUCUUUGUUGUAACAUGCCUGUACAAUUUAUGAUUCUAGUCCCAUUUAUUUAUAGUGGAUUUAUCAUAUUUAUUACAUUCUAUGCACCAUUUAUUUUGACAUUAUUUAUAUACUUAUAUAAAUUUUUCCUCAACCAUUUUAACCAAUAUGCUUGUGCUUUAUUUUUUUUUAGAUAUUAAGUAAGAGAACAUUUGAUUAACAUUCCUAACAUUAAAAAAUGUUAACAAUUUAUAUGAACUUUUAAUUGAGACAUACUCAAAUAUCACUUAGUAUUCAACACUACUUUUCCUUAAUUAGCUGUAAACAGACAAGGGCCUUAACUGACAUACCUUAGUCUUCUAUGUAUAUUAAUUUUGUUUCAUUUAACAAAGAAUGCGUGUUAUUACAAAUUGUUACUGAAAUACAUAUUGUAUAGCUUGACUUGUACAAUUUUACUCUAUGUGGAUCUAAAUAUGCAAUGUGGACUGUUGUUUUGAUAUUUGUUUAUAAAAUGAGAGAUCUCUUAAAAUAAUAUUAUGUACAUUCAAUAUUGUGUUCAUGAUUUUAUUACUGUACAUUCUGGGAACAGAAAACUGUUAAGCAAUAUUAUGCAGUGAUGAUUUAUGUGAAAUUGAUAUUUUGUGUGAUAGUUUUGAUUUAUAAAACUCUUGAGAAUCACUGUUGUUAACAGUAUUAUAUUUGUGCACCACAAUUUGCAAGAUUUUUAUAUGUAGAUUUUAUAUAAUUAAUUAUCAAAGAAUGUUUUAAUGAAUUAAUUAAAUUUAUGUAAAAUG
This is a messenger RNA of Homalodisca vitripennis (glassy-winged sharpshooter), 5996 nucleotides long. RefSeq names its product serine/threonine-protein phosphatase 6 regulatory ankyrin repeat subunit A-like. Lineage: Eukaryota; Metazoa; Arthropoda; Insecta; Hemiptera; Cicadellidae. The record is from RefSeq and is a predicted model, not a curated record. The coding region runs from base 354 to 3401 and encodes 1015 amino acids. The transcript is spliced from 20 exons. Gene Ontology annotation, molecular function: protein binding.